Cynocephalus volans (Philippine flying lemur) is the source of this 1949-nucleotide messenger RNA. RefSeq names its product sodium voltage-gated channel beta subunit 3 (gene SCN3B). The transcript is spliced from 6 exons. The record is from RefSeq and is a predicted model, not a curated record. The coding region runs from base 1 to 648 and encodes 215 amino acids. NCBI's taxonomy places the organism in Eukaryota, Metazoa, Chordata, Mammalia, Dermoptera, Cynocephalidae. Gene Ontology annotation, molecular function: sodium channel inhibitor activity; transmembrane transporter binding. Gene Ontology annotation, cellular component: voltage-gated sodium channel complex. Gene Ontology annotation, biological process: ventricular cardiac muscle cell action potential; sodium ion transport; regulation of sodium ion transmembrane transporter activity.
AUGCCUGCCUUCAACAGAUUGUUUCCCCUGGCUUCGCUGGUGCUCAUCUACUGGGCCAGCGUCUGCUUCCCUGUGUGUGUGGAAGUGCCCUCGGAGACGGAGGCUGUCCAGGGCAACUCCAUGAAGCUGCGCUGCAUCUCCUGCAUGAAGAGGGAAGAGGUGGAGGCCACCACGGUGGUGGAGUGGUUCUACAGGCCCGAGGGCGGCAGAGAUUUCCUUAUCUACGAGUAUCGGAAUGGCCACCAGGAAGUGGAGAGCCCCUUCCAGGGGCGCCUGCAGUGGAACGGGAGCAAGGACCUGCAGGAUGUGUCCAUCACUGUGCUCAACGUCACUCUGAAUGACUCUGGUCUCUACACCUGCAACGUGUCCCGGGAGUUUGAGUUUGAGGCACAUCGGCCCUUUGUGAAGACUACACGGCUGAUCCCCCUCCGAGUCACCGAGGAGGCUGGAGAAGACUUCACCUCUGUGGUCUCGGAAAUCAUGAUGUAUAUCCUCCUGGUCUUCCUCACCUUGUGGCUACUCAUCGAGAUGAUAUAUUGCUACAGAAAGGUCUCAAAGGCUGAAGAGGCAGCCCAAGAAAAUGCGUCUGACUACCUUGCCAUCCCAUCAGAGAACAAAGAGAACUCUGCGGUGCCAGUGGAGGAGUAGAAGUGGUGUGACCUGAGGUGGCCUGAACACUGAGGGACUGGAUAUCCCAGGUUCAGUGAUGUCAACAGCUUCAGGAGGGUGCCCCAGGGACUCCAUCGCAUCCCUUCAUGAAUCCAUCCUUCUAUUCGUUCAUCCAUACACCCACCCACCUCUGAGCAACCUCCCAACUUCAUCAGACUUCUCCACACCCUAAGACCUUGCCAGAACCGAGAAGCCAACGUUUCUACAUGGACUCAACCUCACUCUGUCCUAGCUUUUGAGCAAGCAGCUCCCAUGCCAACUGGAUUUCUCUCCUGUGCCCCAAAUGACUCUGUACGAGUGCUGGAGGUAGCACUUCCCUCUGCCCCUAACUGGCCGGAACUGGUUCAUUCUCCAUUGCUGCAAGAGAAUGAAUGUCUUAAUGGAAGGAAGCUGGAGUGAUUAGUUCAGGUGAAAGAAAAAGUGUCAUGAACUUGGAUUCUGUGAAGUCAGUUUUUCCAAGUUUGUGGCCCUCUUAGCGAGAGCAUCAGAGUGAAGCAUACCUCUCUAAGUUCUCCAGUGAUAAAAAGAUCCUUAAGCAUGGACUAAAAUGCUCUCUGAAGCUUAGUGCUCCAGGGCUAGAUCCCGAUAGGUCUGUAAAGCCUGGAUUGGACUCAGUCUUUCCAAGAAGCCAAGGAUAGACUUGGAAAAGACCAAUGGUAAUUUAAGUUCUUAAAAGUCAUGCAACAUGCUCCUGAUCCUGUUGGGAUAAUGUAUGUGUGCCCUCCCUGGAGAGCAUACCACCUGAGCAUUGGGACUGAAAUUCCUAAGUUCUUCCUCUCAAAAUUUCUCUGGAUCAGUAUUAUUCCUCAUUCUACAGGAGGCAACUGAGACUCACACAGGGCUCAACUGAGUAACAGACUUAUGACGAUAAACUGGAGCAGAGAUAAGCCUUAGGUGCUGCCCAGUUUACACUUCCCGGGAUGGAUAAUUUUGUUUUUGAUAAGACUUUGACAUUGAGCUUGGCGAUGGCCGUCCCUCUUUCACAAGCAUAGACAGGGGUGGAUUGCCCAGCUGAGCUUAACACCAAUGGAUGUAGGUAACUAGAAACUGGCCAAAAGAGAAGGACAGGAGGUAGGCUUGAAGAAUUUCCUUGGUGUAGAUUUGUGAAUCUGAAAUGUCCCCCCAGAAGGAGAUUGCAUCUGAGAAUGAUAUCUAAACUAAGCAAAAUGCAUUUUGGCCUGAGAUGCAUGAUAGGCAGGGAUAGGAAGACUGUUUCCAAAUACCUCACCUAUCAGUCCAUAAUGGUCAGGGUUUAUUUCCUAGAUUUUGACAGAGCAGAG